CAGACAGUUUGCAUCGUGCUACAUAGUAGCGUUUCUCUACGACAUAUUAUAGUGUGACACCAUUUGAACAACGUGACCUUCUCUUAUUUUUGGACAAGCAUGAACGUCGCGACGAGUGAACGAAACAAUAUAAUAUAAGACUCAAAAUGUAGAUUACAUUGUACUGAGUGUAAAUCCCGGGUUGAUGACACCCUUUAUUCCGUUUAAUUCCUUAAAGGCAAAGUUUCGUCUGUAUUUCCUCUCGUUCAGUACGUCGCUGCAGUUAGAUAGAGUUUAUCACAAUGUUACGUCUUUUCGCUAACCCGGCUUGUUAUGAACUCUGGAAAAUCAGUUUCUCUUUGGCGUCCCGUGUUACAAAAAGACAAGUGAGAACCUCUCUCCUCGGCAGCAGCGCCGGUCCCCACCGGCCACACAUUUCCGCUGGUCACCUCAGCACCGGGAUCCCGGUGUGGAAAGAUGCCCUCCAGCCAGAGAGCGACGACCCCAAUGAGAUGCACACUCUGGAUCUGGACAAAUGGAAGUCUGUAAUGAAAGCCCGAGCCGCGCCAGAAGAGAGGCGGCAAAGCGACGAGGACGAGGAAGCAAGUGCCGAGGGCGAACAUCUCCAAGAACAAGGCGUUGUUUCAAAAGACAUUUCAUCACUCGAGGCCACUCGCGACCUGGUCGCAAUGUGGCAGCAAGCCGGCAAAACGGUGCCUCAAGAGAUGACAGACGAAGAGGUUCAGACGCUGUCCGAGCUCACCACCAAGUCCUCCAGGAGGAAGUACCUGAAGUACCUGGCCAUCAGGGAGGGCCACAAAAGGGCCCGUAAGGAGAAGCAGCUGCAGAAGAAGACAGCGAGGGAAGCCUCGAUGGAGCAGAGCAGAGGACAGGACGGUGAUGCGGAGGAAGAGAGAGGACCCGAUCUCAAAAACCACUUGAUCAUGCAUUUCUGGGAUCGCUCCAUGGACAAGCUCCAUGCCUGGAGGACCGCCCAGGCCAUGGUGUUCGGUCAGCCACUGGUGUUUGACAUGAGCUAUGAUUCCAACAUGGCCAAGCGGGAGUUGGAGAACACGGUGUCCCAGCUGAUGGAGGUGGAAGGGUGGAAUCGGCGCGCCACUGACCCGUACCACCUCCACUUUUGCAACCUGCAGGAGGACGGAGCGUACAAGAAAGAGCUGAUCAAACGAUACGGCACGGAGGCCUGGGACCGCCUGUUGGUCACCAGCACUGACCAACAGCACGUGGAGCAGUUCCCCCGGGAGCGUCUGGUGUACCUCACUGCAGACUCCCCCAACGUCCUCCGCACAUACGACCACUCCAAGGUCUACAUCAUCGGAGCCCUGGUGGACCGCUCGAUCCAGUCGGGCUUGUCGUUGGCCAAUGCGAAGCGUCUGAAUCUGGCCACGGCGCGUUUACCGCUGGAUGAGUUCCUGCACUGGGAGGUGGGAGCCAAAAAUCUGACUCUGGACCAGAUGAUCCGCAUCAUGCUCACGUUCAAGGAGACGGGGAAAUGGGAGGAGGCGCUGAUGUUCGUGCCUAAGAGGAAGUACGAUGGCUUCCACCAGCAACGGACAAAGAAAGACGGCGCCAACCACAGAGGCAAAGGAGUCUCAUAUCACAGACCGGAUGGUGGCAGGCCGCUUCGAUCUGAAGAAAGAUAUAGUGAGAGGAAAUUUAAAUUUGAGGGCCAAACUCUCCCCAGGCCCUAUCAAGAGUCUGGGAUCAGUGGGAGCGACCGGUCGGCUGGACGACCCCACGACAGAGGAAACAAACCAGCUGCAACCAGAAUACGGACGUCGCUUAAGAGCACCAUGGGGGAGAAAAAAGGUGCUGGCAAAGGCACGGUGUGGUGGGAUGACGAGUAAAGUCUAUACAAAUUGUAACUUUGGAGGAUAAGGAUGUGUCUGUUUACAAGUAGCAUCUGAGAAAAUGUCAAAACUUGAUGGUUAAAAUUGUUCUCGAUCACCGACUGCUUUAUUUUGAGUUCCAAUGCAAGGUAAUAAACAAGAAAAGAAUAAGACAUUAAAAAAGGUGGUAGG
Pungitius pungitius (ninespine stickleback) is the source of this 2021-nucleotide messenger RNA. RefSeq names its product tRNA methyltransferase 10C, mitochondrial RNase P subunit (gene trmt10c). Gene Ontology annotation, biological process: mitochondrial tRNA 5'-end processing; positive regulation of mitochondrial translation. Gene Ontology annotation, molecular function: tRNA binding. Lineage: Eukaryota; Metazoa; Chordata; Actinopteri; Perciformes; Gasterosteidae. Bases 282 to 1847 code for a protein of 521 amino acids. Gene Ontology annotation, cellular component: mitochondrion; nucleus; nucleoplasm. The record is from RefSeq and is a predicted model, not a curated record. The transcript has a single exon.